AAGAAAUCAUAUUUGGAUUGAUUAGGUAACAAAAUUARAAAAUCUGAAAAUUUUUGGUGGUACGAUAAUUUAAUGUAUGUAUUAAAAUAUUUAAUAAAUUAAACCCAAGGAUGAAUGUACAGAUUGAUGACGUGCGAGACUUUGAGUCCACCCCAAGCAAUGAAGGCAAUUUUUGACUCUCCAAAAUUGAAAAUUCGGAUGCGGUUUCUCCUCUCUCUCUAUAAAUAUUAAAUUGGAAUUCCCCCACUGAAAUCUCUAAGUCGGCAGCCAUGGCAGUGACUCUCCGGCCGCUGGAUCUGACCGACAUCGACGAUUUCAUGGUGUGGGCGUCGGACGAGAAGGUGGCUCGAUUCUGCUCGUGGGAGCCCUACACGGACAAAUCAGACGCUCUAAAGUUCAUCAAAGACAAAGUCCUGCCGCACCCGUGGUACCGGGCGAUCUGCGUCGACGGCCGGCCGGUCGGAGCGAUUAUGGUAUCGCCGAAUUCGGCGGCCAGGGACCGGUGCAGAGAGGAGCUAGGGUACGUAUUGGGCUCCAAAUUUUGGGGGAAAGGGAUCGCGACGGUGGCGGUGAAAUUGGUGGCGGAGAGGAUUUUCGAGGAGCGGCCGGGAUUGGAGAGGCUGGAAGCGCUGGUGGAUGUGGAGAAUUUGGCGUCUCAGAGAGUGGUGGAGAAGGCCGGUUUUCACAGAGAAGGUGUUCUCAGAAAGUAUGGAGUAUUGAAGGGCAAAACCAGGGAUUUUGUUAUGUUCAGUCUUCUUUCUACUCAUCUUCAUUCCAAAACUGAUGAACAACUGUGAUGAGUCCAAUUUCCGAAUCGCUUGAAUUCGAAACUGAAAUUUCGGUUGUACUCCAAAAAAAAAAAACAAAGAAGACUGAAAUUUCUCAUGUUAUAUACCAAAUUUCCGGAAAAAUAAAAAUAAAUAAAUAAUGGAUAACGCUCUCUUUUUUAA
Molecule: messenger RNA, 950 nt
Organism: Momordica charantia (bitter melon)
Lineage: Eukaryota; Viridiplantae; Streptophyta; Magnoliopsida; Cucurbitales; Cucurbitaceae
Source: RefSeq, a predicted model, not a curated record